AUGCGUCUCCUCGCCACCGUGGUUGCAGCUCUCUGCGCAACUGUCGUGUCUGCCCAGGCAAACAAUGCCAUCGCCAUCCCAGCAGGCCAGUCCACCUUGGAUGUCACUGCCGGGAAGCCUCUAACCAUUCACUGGACCAAUCCUUCAAGCGACACCGUCACGAUCAAGCUGCAGCAGGAUCCCAUCACCCCUCAAUCGGGCGUUGUUCUGGCUGCCAAUGUUCCUGCGUCUGACGAAGAAGCGACCGUUCAAAUCCCCCCGGCCAACGAUGUUAACUCCCACGUAUACACAAUCGAGAUUAUCGAUGAUACCGACUCCACCAACAUAAACUUCUCCCCAAACUUUGGCAUCAAAGGUGCCACGGGAACUCAGACCGGAGUUGCGUCCACCGCUUCUUCCACCGGUAGCGCUAGCGCGAGCGCUGCAUCCAGCAGUGCCUCCAACUCCACGGCUACUGACUCGACCUCGUCGUCAGCCGCCUCGUCGUCAGCAGCGGCUACAUCAUCCUCCGCCGCCGCCGCUACAACCAGCGGCGCCAGCAGCAGCAGCGCUUCAGCUUCUGCGAGUGCAACAUCCUCCCAGUCCGGUUCAUCGAGCGCUUCGUCUUCUUCUGCUGCUGCAACCGAGACCACCUCUGUCCCAAACAGCAACGACAAUGCUGCCGGCAGCUUGAAGGUUCAGGGAGGCCUCCUCGCAAUGGCUGUUGGCCUGCUUGCAGUGUUGUAA
Capronia coronata CBS 617.96 is the source of this 726-nucleotide messenger RNA. RefSeq lists its product as uncharacterized. The record is from RefSeq and is a predicted model, not a curated record. The transcript has 2 exons. Bases 1 to 726 code for a protein of 241 amino acids. Lineage: Eukaryota; Fungi; Ascomycota; Eurotiomycetes; Chaetothyriales; Herpotrichiellaceae.